CUGUCACUCGCUGCGUUCAACAUCAACUUUCUAGCAAGGUAUCCUGUUGAUAGAAUUUCUGGCCUUUGCAUAUUACUGCUUGUCAUCUAUCUGCACUUGUCUGCAUCAUCCACACCAGCAUCAAUUGGCCCAUUGCCUUCCGCCUCUUCUGGUCCUCACACGCACACCGCUCAACGUCUGCUUCGAUACCGCCCAAAGAACUGCCUUGCGGCUAAGCAAACACAAUUACGAUGGCCCCAAGCGCGAACAAUGGCGAGGGGGUCGACAAUCUCGGCAAUGAGGUAGUGCCCGCCAAUCCAGAUCCCUCGGUGGUCACGAUGACCAAGGUCUCCGGCGAAUGGACCGUGCCCAAAGUCCUAGCCACCAUCUCGACUGGUGCGCCCACCGAGGGCUCGGACUCCCCAAUACCCUACUUCCACCUCCUCGAGCGACUCAAGACAACGAAGCGCGAAGGCUGGAGACGGUUCGGAAUCGUACGCGGUGAAUCGAUCGCGGACCACAUGUACAGGAUGGCCAUGAUCAGCAUGUUUGCGCCCCCCUCGAUACGGGGCAGGGUGGAUAUGCACAAGUGCAUGAAGAUGUGUCUGAUCCACGACAUGGCCGAGAGUCUGGUCGGCGACAUCACACCCGUGGACGGUGUUGCGAAGCCAGAAAAGAAUCGUCGCGAGGCGGCGACGAUGGACUACAUCACGGGGAACCUACUAGGCAACGUGUGGGGAGGCCAGGGGAAGAGCGUCGCUGAGGACAUCAGGGCGGUGUGGCAAGAGUACGAGGACAGCGAGACGCUGGAGAGCCACUUUGUGCAUGACAUUGACAAGAUGGAGCUGGUGCUGCAGAUGGUGGAGUAUGAGAAGCGCGGGGAGAGGAGGCUGGACCUGGGCGAGUUUGCGUGGGUGGCGACACGGCUGGCACUGGACGAGACCAAGGAGUGGGCGCAGGAGGUGCUACGGGAGAGAGAAGAGUACUGGGGCAGAAAAGAGCACCUUCAUGGUGAGAAGGGCGUCGAAGGCGGUGUCGCAAGGGACCAUGUUGACGCCUCAAAGGUGUACUACGAGGGCUCUGGUGGUGCGCCCUCUUAAGAGCCUGAAGGGUCUACGAGUGUCUCGGUUCUUCCGCGUGC
Cryphonectria parasitica EP155 is the source of this 1120-nucleotide messenger RNA. RefSeq lists its product as uncharacterized. The record is from RefSeq and is a predicted model, not a curated record. Gene Ontology annotation, cellular component: cytoplasm. Gene Ontology annotation, molecular function: 5'-deoxynucleotidase activity. The transcript has 2 exons. Lineage: Eukaryota; Fungi; Ascomycota; Sordariomycetes; Diaporthales; Cryphonectriaceae. Bases 231 to 1079 code for a protein of 282 amino acids.